Molecule: messenger RNA, 554 nt
Organism: Dendronephthya gigantea
Lineage: Eukaryota; Metazoa; Cnidaria; Anthozoa; Malacalcyonacea; Nephtheidae
Product: neurexin-4-like
Exons: 1
Coding region: 60-554 (164 amino acids)
Source: RefSeq, a predicted model, not a curated record
AUAGCGGAACGUAUUUGGUAAGUCCUGUUCAAGGACUUUUAGCUUCAGUAUUUUGUGACAUGACUUCAAAGAAUGGUGUUGGUGUGACAGAGAUUGGACAUGACAGUGAAUCAGCAAAACGUGUAAAGGGAUGUCAACCGCCAGGUUGUUUCAAGACAAAGAUUCAAUAUGACAUUUCCAUGGAGCAGAUUGUUGCAAUUAUAAAGCAGUCCAAGAAUUGUGAGCAGUUUAUAAAAUAUGAAUGUUAUCAUAGUGUUUUAAGGUAUGGGUCCCCACGUGAAUAUUAUGGAUGGUGGGUAUCACGUCAAGGCUCAAAGAUGAAUUACUGGGGUGGAGCGGCAGUCAACAGUGGAAAAUGUGCCUGUGGAAUGACCAACAGCUGUGCAGGUGGAGGAAACUGUAAUUGUGACAAGAAUGACAAAACAUGGCGUGAAGACAGUGGAUACCUGACAGACAAGAACACACUGCCUGUUACUGAACUGAGAUUUGGAGAUAAUUACUCAAGUUACGAAAAAGGAUAUCAUACAUUAGGAAAGCUGCGUUGUUGGAAUUAA